This is a messenger RNA of Belonocnema kinseyi, 2181 nucleotides long. Its product is annotated as cationic amino acid transporter 4. The record is from RefSeq and is a predicted model, not a curated record. Gene Ontology annotation, cellular component: plasma membrane. Gene Ontology annotation, molecular function: amino acid transmembrane transporter activity. The transcript has 9 exons. The coding region runs from base 90 to 2039 and encodes 649 amino acids. Gene Ontology annotation, biological process: transmembrane transport; amino acid transport. Lineage: Eukaryota; Metazoa; Arthropoda; Insecta; Hymenoptera; Cynipidae.
UCGCACUGUUCAUUCGUUCUUCACAGUAACAACUCCGAUUUUUAUUCAUUAUUUUUCUAUAGAAAUUAGUGCUUUAAAAGGAAUUAAAUAUGCCAUCAGUUCGGAGAAUGAUUCUUGGUCAUGUGAUGGCAGGAGUGUGUGGAAAAAUGAAUAGGAGAAAACAUUUACAGGGUGACAUUAUGGAGACCCCUUUAAAAAGAUGUCUUUCCACCUUUGACAUUACGUUGCUAGGAGUGGGCCACAUGAUCGGUGCUGGAAUUUAUGUUUUAACUGGAACUGUCGCACACGAUACAGCAGGACCAGGAGUUGUUCUUAGUUUCCUAAUUGCUGGAUUUGCUUCCUUAUUAGCAGCUCUCUGUUAUGCAGAAUUUGGUGCUAGAGUCCCAAAAGCCGGAAGCGCUUACGUCUACACAUACGUUACAAUCGGAGAAUUCUGGGCAUUUGUUAUUGGAUGGAAUAUUAUUUUAGAGCACAUGAUCGGUGCUGCUUCAGUAGCAAGAGCUUGGAGUGGUUAUGUAGAUUCAUUAUCAGGAGGAGCCAUCAGUAACCUAACUAAUCGUAUUAUGAGUGGUCACACCAUGGGAGAACCCUUGGGUCAUGUUCCGGACCCUCUAGCUGCUCUUUUGUGCAUUUCUUAUGCAUUCCUGCUCGGCCUAGGUGUAAAGACAUCUGCCAAAGUCAAUUCUUUUUUGACACUUGUCAAUCUUGGUGUCAUGGGUUUAGUAGUAGGCCUAGGUAUAUAUUACGCGGACCUAUCUAAUUGGAGUUCCGAGGAUAAUGGAUUUUUGCCUUUUGGCUUCCGAGGAGUUCUUGCCGGUGCUGCUACAUGUUUUUAUGCAUUUGUUGGCUUUGAUUCUAUUGCUACUUCCAGUGAAGAGGCUCGGGAUCCAACUCGAAGUAUACCAAUCGCAACUGCCCUUUCCAUGGGGAUUGUAACAAUUGGUUAUGUCUUGGUGAGUGCGUCUUUGACACUGACAGUUCCAUAUUGGCGAAUCAAUCCAACUGCGGCCUUACCGGAGGCUUUUGCUUCAAAGGGUAUAUAUUGGGCGAAAUAUGUUAUCAGUGUCGGAGCCCUUUGCGGAAUGACAACGACUCUCUUUGGAUCACUUUUUUCUCUCCCUCGCACAUUAUACGCAAUGGCGACUGAUGGACUCCUCUUUGGAUUUUUGGGUCGUAUAAAUGCACGGACCCAAGUUCCGAUUGUAAAUUUGACAAUAAGUGGUCUUCUUAGUGCCCUGCUGGCUUUACUAUUCGACCUUCAACAUCUUGUAGAAUUCAUGUCAAUUGGUACUUUCCUGGCUUACACGAUUGUAUCUGCCAGUAUCAUAGUACUCAGGUAUCGACCAGAAAAAGUCUUAUCACCAAUGUCGACAGCUAGUACUUCUAGCAACCUUACAUCACCACCGACAGAAGGCGCUGAUUCCAGUAGUGAUGGUCAUAGUCUAGCUUCUGCUGAAUCACAGCACUUAAUAAAUUAUCGUGAAGACACUGGGAAGCUCAAACUUCGUUAUGCAUGGUUGGCGACUUUUGUGGGAAAAUAUAAUCCAGGAGUCGUGGUUGUAGCAUCGAUAUCCAUUUACUCAAUAGGGUGUAUUGCCCUAUGCGCAGAACUUAUUCUCUUAGUACAAAGCUCCUCAUCACCAGCUUGGUGGAAUUACAUAGUAAUCAUAAUAUUAUUCCUCAUACUUUGUGGAAGUUUAUUUAUAAUCCACGCACACAAACAGAAUCCUAGAACAGGAAGUUUUCGUGUGCCAAUGGUUCCCCUUGUACCAGCACUGAGUAUUCUUUUUAAUAUUGGACUCAUGUUCCAUCUAUCACUUUUGACGUGGUUAAGAUUUCUGAUUUGGAUGCUUGUAGGAAUGUUUAUUUACUUUUUCUACGGAAUCCACUACAGUAAAGAGGCUGCUGGUCCAAAUACUUACUCUAUCUUGAUGGCAAGUUCAGAAGCAGGUCGGGGUGCUAAAUGGGGUUCCACAUUAAGAGUCAGCCAAAAAGGUGACAAGAAGCCUAUUCUUGAAAGCGAUGACUUAUCGCACUAAAUUAUUUCCAAUGAACACAUCAACCUUAAAAGAAAGCUGAUCUCACGAAUAAUUUUUCUAGAAUAUGAAGGUUCAAAAUUUCCUUCGACGAUAGUCUUUUAAAAAGACUAUUAAUUCGACAAAAAGGAAAAAUAAUAGUAAA